Dibothriocephalus latus is the source of this 1236-nucleotide messenger RNA. NCBI's taxonomy places the organism in Eukaryota, Metazoa, Platyhelminthes, Cestoda, Diphyllobothriidea, Diphyllobothriidae. The record is from the annotation of a GenBank genome assembly.
UCCGCUGAACUACCUGUCAACGCUGGACAAAGGUUUCCCAAUCAGGAGAACGCUACUGCAUCAGCAAGACCAGAUACAGGUCCAGUUUCUGUGUCCGGGGUCCCUACAGAAAAUCAGGAAGCCACAUUCAGUCCCUCUUCCUCUUUCACGCAGGCUCGGCGAACUGAUACAACUGCAAAUAUAAUUGCCAGUCAGUUUAAUCUCCUCUCUAGCGAGCCGUAUCCCCUAUCCUCAGAGCACCCACUGUCGCCCCAGUCCCCAAGACCCGGUGUAAGUCAGGACUCGCCAGAUCAGGCACGUUUUCGUCAAUCGGGCAGCCUAGAAAAGCGAAUCCACCCCGCAGAGGAGACUGCGGGUCUCCUGGUAGUGAAUGUGAUUGCCGGAAGCGGUCUCAAAACCUCACAGAUGCUGCUACGGGAUCUCUACUGUGUUCUGGAGACAGACUCUGUACGCAAGGCACGCUCUAUGAUCCGCACUAAUACGGACUUCUUUGAGUGGGAUGAAGUUUUCGAGAUUGAAAUUGAGGAAAGCCGCUUCCUGUCACUCCUUGUCUACCAGUGGGACCCACGAACUCGUCAUCGGCUGUGCUUCUACGGUGGUAUUGACUUGCGCUCCUUUAUCCAACAGCGACGACAGCUGCUGGCAAUGAAUUCGGAGUCCGACUUCAAUCAACAGCAACAACAGCAGCAGCAGGCGGGAGAGCCCGAGAACAAACCCCUGACAAGUCCAAUUGUUGCCAGUUCGGCUAUUCGAUUUGAAAAAAUUGCCCUCCAAUUGGAACCCAAGGGGAUUAUGUAUCUUCAGUUGGGUAUCCUUCCACUGAAAAGCCUCUAUAUAAGGCGUAAUUUCACCAAUUCCUAUGAGGCAGGCCUCUUUGGUGUAUCGCUUGAUGAGCUCAUGUACAGAAACCGACUCCUCACAGACUUGCUCCCACCCCCACCUAAUGAUCCCGUGAGUCAUGCUGUGCCGCUCUUAAUAAGAAAGUGUGUGGAAGAGGUGGAUCGCAGGGGUACCGAUGUGGUCGGCAUAUAUCGUCUUUCGGGCUCGGUAUGGAUGAAACUACAGGUUCGAGAACUGCUCACAAGGACUGCAGACAAGAUUAUCCAGGGCAUAUCCAAGCAAAAUGAGAAGGCCGUCAAGGUCGCUCUGGCUACCCUCGAUCUCUCCGCCGAUUCUGUUCCGGAUAUACAUGCAAUUACAGGUAGAACUAUUUUUGCAUUUUUAAAUAGGCUAUGA